Molecule: messenger RNA, 264 nt
Organism: Molossus molossus (Pallas's mastiff bat)
Lineage: Eukaryota; Metazoa; Chordata; Mammalia; Chiroptera; Molossidae
Product: acyl-CoA-binding protein-like
Exons: 1
Coding region: 1-264 (87 amino acids)
Biological process (GO): fatty acid metabolic process
Cellular component (GO): mitochondrion
Molecular function (GO): fatty-acyl-CoA binding
Source: RefSeq, a predicted model, not a curated record
AUGUUUCAGGCUGGGUUUGACAAAGCUGCUGAGGAUGUUAAGCAUCUCAAGACCAAGCCAGCAGAUGACGAGAUGUUGUUCAUCUACAGCUGCUACAAACAAGCAACUGUGGGUGAUGUAAAUACAGAACGAUCUGGGAUGUUGGACCUCAAAGGAAAGGCCAAGUGGGAUGCCUUGAAUGAGCUAAAAGGGACUUCCAAGGAAGACACCAUGAAAGCAUACAUCAACAAAGGAAAAGAACUAAAGAAAAAAUAUGGAAUGUAG